AUUUUUUAUUAAACUAAAUGACAGACUAUUCAUAUAAAUAUCGAAGUAACUUUUCCUCUGGACAAGGCAUCUGCUCUCCUUCAGGAUACUCUGAACCCACAAGCCCUAUUGGCCCUCCAUCUCAUCUUAGUCCCUAUUGUUAUGAUCGACCUCAGUUGGAACAUCCUUAUAAUGGUAUGCCCUACUAUGCAAAUGUUACAUCUACUCCGGAUUAUGUUGCACCAGAUCACGAAAGCCAUCCUCCGCCUAGUCUUCUAAUGUUACCUUCACAAGGUUUUCCCUUCCCAUCAGGUACUCCUUCUCCCGACUCCUCGUCUUUUUCAAGCUCGUCUGUGGAUCACUUUAAUAUGCUCAACUUUGAAAACUCUGUUUACAUCUGUUCCGAUGGCGGCAUGAAUACUUAUGAAUGCAAGUCCGAUAAUAGUUACUCUUGUGAGGUACAAGGGCCAAAGAAUAGUCAAAAUGAAGCUAACUUGACGGUACCUCAAAUGAAACAGAAUUUCAAUGAAAAGUCUCAAAUAACCAAAAAGCAAGAUAACAAAAGAAUGCCACAUGCUAAUCAGCCCGUUCAUCUCAAGCAAAAGACAAAAAAGAAAUGUGCUAAUUGUCAAACGAAGGAGUCUCCUUCUUGGAGACGCAGUAUAGCAAAAGAAACAAAAGGAAAGCUUCUCUGUAAUGCUUGUGGUCUCUAUGAAAAGACUACUAAAAGAAGACGUAUGCUGGUUACGAACGAAGACAAUUUAACAAAGGUUAUACGCAAACGAGAUGCUCGUGUCUACUGCUGCGCUAUCUGCGGAACAAAGAACGCUUGUCACUGGAGAACUAUAAAGGAGAUAAUCAAGUGCGAACCAUGUCAUCGUUCCGGUUUUUAGCUUUUCUUCUUCUUCUUCUAUUUUUCCCCUCUUCUUUAGGAUCAUUUUAAGAAU
Molecule: messenger RNA, 926 nt
Organism: Rhizopus microsporus ATCC 52813
Lineage: Eukaryota; Fungi; Mucoromycota; Mucoromycetes; Mucorales; Rhizopodaceae
Exons: 4
Coding region: 18-872 (284 amino acids)
Biological process (GO): regulation of DNA-templated transcription
Molecular function (GO): zinc ion binding; sequence-specific DNA binding
Source: RefSeq, a predicted model, not a curated record